GGUCUCUCGGCUUUGCCAGGGCCAACUGGAGAAAGCUGACGCCCCGGGUCCAGUAAUCCUUAUGGGGGACCAACCUUGUGCCUCCGGGAGGUCCACACUCCCACCUGGAAAUACGCGGGAAGCCAAGCCUCCAAAAAAGCGCUGUCUCCUAGCUCCGCGCUGGGAUUAUCCGGAAGGAACUCCAAACGGAGGUAGUACCACUCUCCCCUCCGCACCUCCUCCUGCAUCAGCCGGCCUGAAGUCGCAUCCUCCUCCUCCGGAGAAGUAGGGGAAUAUAUUUCUGCCACCCCAAACCAGUCUAAAGGGAUUGCAUUAUGACUCCAUUUCCUUGGUGCAUUCGUAAAAUAGUUCACCCAGUGAAGACAGUGAAGAUUAUUUACAAUGCUACCCUGCUUUUUCUGAUGUUCUGCACCUGGAAGUUGUGAAAUUUAAGUAUUAUGAUGUAAUCAGCGUGAAUUUACCUCCUGAAUUUGGAUGAAUUCUAGGACAUGGGCAAGAUCAGCUUGUAGACUUCUAAGACCGAAGGUCAUGGCCUGAAUCAUGAUGAACUCACUAAAACAAAUAUUGCCCAUGAGAUGGUCCUGCACGCAGCCAACCAGUGCUCUCUGUUGGUGAUAUUCUAAUCCUUGCUGUAUAACUUUAAAUUGCCAUAAAUUCAUUAAGGUCCCAAUAAA
This is a messenger RNA of Oryctolagus cuniculus (rabbit), 674 nucleotides long. The record is from RefSeq and is a predicted model, not a curated record. NCBI's taxonomy places the organism in Eukaryota, Metazoa, Chordata, Mammalia, Lagomorpha, Leporidae.